Molecule: messenger RNA, 871 nt
Organism: Ostrinia nubilalis (European corn borer)
Lineage: Eukaryota; Metazoa; Arthropoda; Insecta; Lepidoptera; Crambidae
Product: zinc finger CCCH domain-containing protein 14-like
Exons: 4
Coding region: 286-822 (178 amino acids)
Biological process (GO): regulation of mRNA stability
Cellular component (GO): nucleus; cytoplasm
Molecular function (GO): poly(A) binding
Source: RefSeq, a predicted model, not a curated record
UAUAGUUAUCUCUUUCGUAGCAUUCACUACUCUAACAAUUAUCCCUGUCUCUGUUCCACUCUCUUUGUCAUUAACUAUCUCUUAGCUCUAUCUUUCUCUUUCUUAGCGUUUCCUACUCUAAGCACUGUUUCGGUCUCUGUCGCACUUACAUUAACGCACUCGUCACUAAUCCAGGUACCCCUAUUAGCGCAUAAAUACACGGGAUGGGGUAAAAUUUAUUCAGUUCAUAUUGUUUCGUGAGACAGUAGUGACAUUUAAUAAGUGCAAACGAAGAAGACAGCUGCGAUGCAUAAAUCCGUAUACAAAUAUAGUUUCCAGUUACGCCACGGUGUGGUAAAGGCGAAAUAUUCUGGGAAAAAACCGAGUGUAUUCCCGAAGGUAUACACAGCGGCCGGCAAGCCGGUGUAUUGCAGUACGUUCCCACGGUGUCGCUUCCGCGCCGUGUGUGCGUACCAGCACCCACGGUGCAAAUACGGGGCCGCGUGCAUACGACCCCGUUGUAUGUACGAACACGGGACCCCGUCGGCACAAUCGGCCCCGCCGGCUCAAGCGCCUUCGUCUAUGGACAUGGACGAGGCCUCGCCGCAACGGUCCCCGCCGUUGCACGUGUCCCCACCGGCGACACCUAAGCCCACCCUAUCGUACAAGGCGAUCGCCGCGCCCACUCCUGGCAUGUGCAAGUAUUACCCCUCGUGCAGCAAUCCCACGUGUGGGUUCUUCCAUCCCAAGGCCUGCCGCUACGGCGCAGCGUGCCUCAAUAAGCUGGAAUGCAACUUCUACCAUGCCGACUUGCCGCCUUCUCACUGGCGGCACCCGGCGUAAAUUAUAUAAUAUGUAUUUAGAUUAGAUUUUAGCAUAUUAUAUUACUUAA